Molecule: messenger RNA, 4274 nt
Organism: Stegastes partitus (bicolor damselfish)
Lineage: Eukaryota; Metazoa; Chordata; Actinopteri; Pomacentridae
Gene: evi5b
Product: ecotropic viral integration site 5b
Exons: 20
Coding region: 284-2743 (819 amino acids)
Biological process (GO): regulation of GTPase activity
Molecular function (GO): small GTPase binding; GTPase activator activity
Source: RefSeq, a predicted model, not a curated record
GGAGAGUCAAUGGGAACAAGCUAACUUUACGCUGGCUAGCCUUCAAGUGGAAACCUAGCUAGGCUAUCGGGGGCUGGUAUAUAUGUGUGUGUGCGGGUUAAGUGUUUGAAAACCAGCCUUUUUCUCUUAGUAGUAGCGGGACUAUACUUUCGUGCAUGGGAAGCAGGCAACGCUCGCAGCGGCUGGCUAACAACGCUUCAAGGUGGCGACAGACAAGGUUGCUGGAAAGCUGAGUUCUACUCUCUCAUGGGUGAAGAACUCGGUGUCCCACACGGUCAGUCAGAUGGCUAGCCAGGUGGCCACGCCCACAUCCCUGCAGACCACUGCUACCUCCUCCUCGACCUCUCUGUCCUCGCCUGCCCUCUCGCCGUCCUCGCCGGCGCAGCUCAGUCCCGAUGAUGUGGAGCUGCUUGCCAAGCUCGAGGAGCAGAACAGGCUGCUGGAAACGGACAGCAAGUCGCUGCGCUCCAUGAACGGCUCCAGGAGAAACAGCGGCUCGUCCCUGGUGUCCAGCUCCUCCGCCUCCUCCAACCUCUCCCACCUGGAGGAGGACUCCUGGAUCCUGUGGGGACGGAUUGUCAACGAGUGGGAGGAGGUGCGCAAGAAGAAGGAGAAGCAGCUUAAGGACCUCGUCAGAAAAGGUAUUCCUCACCACUUUCGGGCAAUAGUGUGGCAGCUGUUGUGCAAUGCCCAGAACAUGCCCAUCAAGGAUCAGUACUCAGAGCUCCUCAAGAUGACAUCACCCUGCGAGAAGCUGAUUCGCAGAGACAUUGCUCGCACUUACCCCGAGCACGAGUUUUUCAAGGAAAAGGACAGCUUGGGGCAGGAAGUGCUCUUCAAUGUCAUGAAGGCAUACUCUCUGGUGGACCGUGAGGUCGGCUAUUGUCAGGGAAGUGCGUUCAUCGUAGGACUGCUACUCAUGCAGAUGCCAGAAGAGGAAGCAUUCUGUGUGUUUGUGAAGCUGAUGCAAGACUACAGAUUACGGGAGCUCUUCAAACCCAGCAUGGCUGAACUGGGACUUUGCAUGUACCAGUUUGAAUGCAUGAUCCAGGAGCAGCUCCCUGAGCUGCACAUACAUUUCCAGGCUCAGAGCUUUCACACCUCCAUGUAUGCCUCCUCUUGGUUCCUCACCAUCUUUCUCACCUCCUUCCCUUUGCCUGUUGCUACAAGGAUCUUUGAUAUCUUCAUGUGUGAGGGUCUGGAGAUUGUUUUCCGUGUGGGGCUGGCCAUCCUUCAGAUGAACCAGGCUGAACUCAUCCAGCUCGACAUGGAGGGAAUGUUACAGCACUUUCAGAGGGUCAUCCCACACCAGCUGGACAGUGGCCCAGAUAAGGUCAUCCAGGCUGCCUAUCAAGUUAAAUACAAUGCCAAGAAGAUGAAAAAGUUAGAGAAAGAAUACACUACAAUCAAAACAAAGGAGAUGGAGGAACAGGUGGAGAUAAAGAGGUUGAGGACAGAGAACAGGCUUCUGAAGCAGAGGAUAGACACACUAGAGAAAGAAAGUGCUUCCUUGGCAGAUAGAUUGAUCCAGGGACAAGUGACUCGAGCUCAAGAGGCGGAGGAAAACUACCUGGUCAAGCGGGAGCUGGCCACGGUCAAACAGCAGAGCGAGGAGGCCAGUGCUCAGCUGGAGCAGGCCAAGAGCACCAUCAGGCAGCUCCAGCAGCAGCCACAAGCGAAGGGACCCCCUCGGUUCUCUGAGGAGUCCGUCCUGCAGCUGGAGAGGGAGCUGGUGCAGGCCCGGCUGAAGGAGGCAGAGUCCCAGUGUGCUCUCAAGGAAAUGCAAGACAAGAUCCUUGAUAUGGAGAAGAGAAACACAUCGCUACCAGAUGACACCAAUGUGGCUCGACUGCAAGAGGAGCUGAUCGGGGUGAAGCUGAGGGAAGCCGAGGCUCUGACUGGGCUGAAGGAACUGAGACAGCAGGUCAGAGAUCUGGAGGAGCACUGGCAGCGUCACUUGGCACGCACUGCCGGCCGCUGGAAAGACAGUCCCAAGAAGAACGCGCUGAGCGAGCUGCAGGACGAGCUGAUGAGCGUGAGACUGCGUGAGGCCGAGGCCCAGGCGGAGCUCCGAGAGACGAGGCAGAGGAUGCUGGAGCUGGAAACACAGAAUCAGAUCCACAGUAACCAACUGCGACGGGCGGAGCAGGAGGGCCGCUGCCUCCAGGAGCGCGUGCAAACACUGACGACGCAAAAUAAAGAUGUGCAUGUGCAGCUGCAGGAGAUCAAGAGGAGACAAGCUGAGAUGGAAUGCAAGAGUAAAGAGGAGGUGAUGGCAGUGCGGCUGAGGGAAGCUGACAACAUUGCUGCUAUGGCUGAACUCCAGCAACAGAUCUCAGAGCUUGAGAUUCAGAAAGAAGAAGGAAAGGUCCAAGGCCAGCUGAACCACACAGAUUCGAGUCAGUACAUCCGCGACCUCAAAGAUCAGAUAGCAGAGUUGAAACAUGAGAUUUGCUGCUUAAAAGGGCAGAGGGCCUUGGCCGGCCAGCCCACCUUUGAUGGGAUACACAUCGUCAAUCACUACGGUGGGGAUGAUGAGUCUUACCAGUCUUCAGACGAAGACGGAGUCAAGGACUCGACCCUCCAGGUCCCCCAGCAGAGGAGUGGCGGCCGAAUCCGACUGCGUCCCAACCUGGCGGACACCGACAGCGAUGAGGAGGAGGAGGAGGAGGAAGAGGAGGACGGGGAGGCCCUGCGGCUCUCUGUGCCUCAGAGCAGCAGCCACAAGUCCACCACCGUGUGACCAGCAGCAGCCGGCCGCCACCGUCCAGACAGAGGCGCCCACCGAGGACGAGCCGGGCGUCUGCAGCAGCCAUUUCAGAGGAGAGGUCUGGAUCUGGAGCUCUGUGCUUCAGAGAGGAAAUGCAUCAUCAUUUCAUAUCACGAGAAUCACACUUAAGGAUUUAGUUUUCUUUGUUUACCUCUAUUUUGUAGAUUUUUUUGUUGUUUUUUUUUUGUUUUUGUUUUUGCCUUGGGGGCAGCAAACGGUUGUCUGUCUGAGCAGCGCUGACAGAAGCCAGCCUGCACCUGAGCAGAGAAUGAAACGUGGAGCGUAUCAAACUAUCCUGGACCCCAGACAGAAGGUGGCGUCUGUCUGUCCUCCUGUAGGUACAACACAGAGACAGAGACUGUGCAAUAAAACAUUUUAUGCUACAUUACACACUUCAUCCAACGCGUUUUUAUAUUUUUAAAGCAUUUUAUAAAUGAACAUCAGAAACGUAUUGAUGCCGUUACUACUAAGUGUCUGACCUGCAGAGGCAGAACCGUGUGAGUGUGUUUCACUGUGUGUGUAUCUAUUGUGUUGAUGAGCUUGGUCAGAGCCUGGUAUCAAAGCCGCUUCUAUCAGCCAGCGACCGCCUUAAGCACGUGUCGCACAAGGUCAGUGUGACAUCUGCACACAUGUACAUAUGUAAAUGUGUAUGAUGUUGGUUUUUCUGCAGUUCAUUUUGAACUUGAACAUAUGUAUCUAUUGCAUAUCUGAUGUUUAGAAUAUAUUGUACAAUUGAGAAAAAGGGACAUAUAACUUAGUUUAUUAAUGACAAAUCCUGCUUUUGAGACGAAUAAGGCGAAUUCCUGUUAGGAGAGUCUCCGUUCAUUAGAAGCCUUCAGCUCGCCGUCUUUAGAGCAGUUAACAUGAAUAAUAAGCGCAGAGAGGGGACAGAUUUAUCACUUAGCUACUGUUGCAGCCAGUUCUCUGAAAGCAUCCUGACUGUCUUUCACGAUGACAAGAAGGCAGAGAGUCAACUGAGCACACACUCUUGCUGAUGAGUCAAACAUGAGUAAUGUCUAUCAUAUGUUCUGUGUGUAACAAACUUGAACCGAGGACAGUCCGAGGGAACGUCAACUGGGAGACGAAGCUGAGAUAACAUAUAACACAAUCUGGAGAUGAAUCAGGAGUCGCCGAGUGUUACCAAAGCAAGCACUAUGUUCUGUGUUGUGCUCGUCCACAAGCCAGUUCCACUCCAUUUCAUGCGCAACGACCUGGAACUGAAUUUCUCUGAAUGUCCGUAUUGAACACUAACACUGAAGUGAACGCAGGAGACGCGAGAUCCCGCCUUGGAGCUGAGGAGGAGGAUGAGAGUCUCUCUGAUGAAGACACCCUGUGUUGUUUAAGGGGAGAGGAACACGUUAUGGCACUUUUUUUUUUUGGAGUCUGCAGUGCAGUAAGGACACACAUGGCAACACUAUGGAGCACACUCUGGAAACUAAAUGAGAUUGUUGUGCGUGUGUGUGAGUGUGUGAUGAGUUCACAAUAAAAUGUUUGAUAAACUCUU